AUGGAAUCACGCCAGAUGCACGCCCAGGCUCCAGGACAAUACAAUGUCGCGCUUGAACACGCCAAAGGGCAGAUGCACACAGAUAACAGGACAGCUCAUACUCAAUUUAGCGCAGCAUCACAUACAACCAGUAGCUGCACGAAUCCUCAAAGUAUGAAUGUACAAUCUGUGUCAAAUGCAGGUAUUGCAGGUAUGAAUGCACAAUCUGUUUCACACACUAGGAUUUCAGGCAUGAAUGUGCAAUCUGUUUCUAAGGCAGGUAGGUCAGCUAUGAAUGUGCAAUCUGUUCCAAAUAGAGGUCUGUCGGCUAUGAAUGUGGCAACAUCCCAAUUGCAAGUUGGUGGUGUCAAUGCAGUGCAUGGAACAUUGGGUCAUGAUGCGGUUGGGAACCAUAACAUACAGAGUUCAGCUGGGGGAGGUGGUGUGUCAAGGAGAGUUUCUAGUGUUGCGAAUGCCAGCAUGAGUGACCAGAAUGCAUCAGGCUUGGGGUCUACUAACCCUCCCUUUACCGGUGUCCGUAGUGCUCGCGAUCUCUUCUCUUUGUUGCAGACCGCAGCGCAGAUGGAACCGCAACAGGUUGAUAUGCCUUCGGCUUCGUCUACUUCUACUUCAGCGAAUCCUCCUGAACAGGCGGGUUCAUCGUUACAGCGAGGAGCGUCUACCGACUCCAAUCAACGGGAAGAUGCUUCAAGGCCUGAUCCUUCUGCUUCAGGUCCGGAGUCUCAGGACAAUGCAGUUGCCGUCCCCGGACCUGUCAGCGGCGCCAAGAGGAUCUGGAUCGUGGGGCACUCCUAUGUGCAUUGGGCCUCCAUCCGUAGUUCCGCCCUUCCGGGGGGACAGAAUUUGGGCUUUCCUUUCACCCUAGAUUCAAUUAGAUGGUUAGGGGAGAGAGGGAUGUGUUGGCCCGCGCUUCCAUCGCGUAUUCCGGAGGCCCUAGUACGCUGGGGUAAACCUCAUGUUAUAAUUCUCCAUAUAGGGGGCAAUGAUUUGGGCGCCAUUCCGAUCUUGGAGCUAAUCAAGAUCAUGCAGGCGGAUAUCGCUUGGAUCAGGGCUCGGAUUCCGAAUGUGUUGGUCGGUUGGUCCAACAUAGUUCCCAGGCUGGAAUGGCAUCACAUGUCUAGCCACAGCGCUGCUUACUAGGUCAGGAAGAAGAUAAAUUCCUCAGUUGCUAGAACCGUCAUGGGUAAUGGGGGAUUCGUAGUUAAACACGAAUCCCUUACAGCCGACAAGGUCCAUUGUUAUAGAAUGGAUAGGGUUCAUUUAGAGACAGUUGCCCUAGAUAUUUUUAUAAAGGACAUUCGUAAGGCCAUAUUAACCCUCCUUUAAGUCCGGUUGGGUUGUGUUUGUCUUUUAUUGGUUGGCGGCACAGUUAUCAUCUCAAUGCUAUCUGGUGGCGGGAGGUAACGGCCCUGUUGCCUUGGAAAGGGUGAACGGGGGGAGUGAUGACCAGUCUAAAAGUGAGAGGGGUGGAUAGCCUCAAGUGCAUGUGAGGUGCCCCUCCUUCCCCUUGCGGGUGGGUCACGUGAUCUCAUUAACCCCU
Molecule: messenger RNA, 1540 nt
Organism: Bombina bombina (fire-bellied toad)
Lineage: Eukaryota; Metazoa; Chordata; Amphibia; Anura; Bombinatoridae
Exons: 2
Coding region: 1-1140 (379 amino acids)
Source: RefSeq, a predicted model, not a curated record